ACAGCUGAACGUCCAUAACGGAACCGGGCCAAAGAAUUAAUCUGAAUUCGUUAAGCUAGGCACAAGUCACCUAACUUUUGUCAUUGAUUUCGAAGAGAAUGGGGAAAGUAAUGUCGAUGAUGUCACGAAAAGUGCAGAGAUUUAACGUAGAGAACAGAGCCCAUAAAGCGAUUUCCCGAGAAAAACCUACAGCGGCACCUCGCCACAAAAUAUCUACGCGACAAUUGGACACGAUUGAGCAAGCUGAUGCUGAUUUUCUAGAAAAACAUAAUAUCAAAGAUGCAGUCCUUGAUAAUCGUUUGAAGGAUGUCUACCUCGUGUCGCACGUAACAGAGAUGUCCGCCAAGCUUGACUCGGUGAAGUCAAAUCGGCCUCUUCCACAAACUAGGAUUACCUCCGACGACUUGGAAUAUGGGGUCUAUGAACCGGUUGAAAUUCCCAAAGGGAGAGCUACCCUCCGCCAGAUCAUCAAGUUCAUAACAGAUCAUAAUACAAAUCCAUCAAGACACACGUCUGCUGAUAUAGCUGCUCAAUAUAAACUUAGUCCCGAAACUACAGUCAAUAUAUUGAGAUACUUCAAAACAUUGAAACUUUAUAUACCAGACAAAAAACUCCAACAAACUAGACAAUUAUUGCCUGAUCCACCCACGCUGAAAGACAGUCUCAUGAAGCCUAAGUAAUUUUCAAUAGAAAAUAUCUGCAGCUGUCUUUUACCUAUGAAUAUAUGUAUGCAAACUUAGUAAAUAAAUGAAUGUACAGGA
Molecule: messenger RNA, 761 nt
Organism: Athalia rosae (coleseed sawfly)
Lineage: Eukaryota; Metazoa; Arthropoda; Insecta; Hymenoptera; Athaliidae
Product: protein NDUFAF4 homolog
Exons: 4
Coding region: 99-680 (193 amino acids)
Biological process (GO): mitochondrial respiratory chain complex I assembly
Cellular component (GO): mitochondrion
Source: RefSeq, a predicted model, not a curated record